Molecule: messenger RNA, 5269 nt
Organism: Mastomys coucha (southern multimammate mouse)
Lineage: Eukaryota; Metazoa; Chordata; Mammalia; Rodentia; Muridae
Gene: Ankmy1
Product: ankyrin repeat and MYND domain containing 1
Exons: 18
Coding region: 574-3987 (1137 amino acids)
Molecular function (GO): protein binding
Source: RefSeq, a predicted model, not a curated record
CUGGAAGGCGCGAUCCAGGCUGCGGCCGCGGUGCCGCAUGAGGUAGGCGGUGCAGACGGCGGCUGAGCGACUGCGGCCGUUCUUGCAGUACACGAGGCAGGAGCCGCCGUCGCGCACCGCGGCCUCCAUGGCGGCGCAGGUGGGCUCCAGGUGCGUCAGCAGGUCCUCGGCUGGGUCGUCGAACACGGGCACGCGCAGCUCGGCCACUCCGGGUGCGCGCGGCCCGGGCUGCUGGCGGGAGACGUUGACGCACAGGGUGAUGCCCGCGCGCACCAGCAGCUCCGUCGCGCCCGCGGCUCGCGCAGUCCCGAUGAAGAGCGCGGGGGCGACGCGCGCGAACGGCGGCUGCGCGGCCUCGGAGGUGCCCAUGAGCCCUGCGACCCUAGGGUCAUCUAGGGGCUGCGAGUCGCGAGGCCCUGGCUCUGGCCACUAGGAGGCGACCUCACCCGCUCGUUGGGCGGAGCCUUUCCUGGCUUCGGCUCAGGAUUGGCUAAAUUGACGGUGGGUGGGGCCGGCAGCUGGCGAUUUGGCUGCAGGACUGGGAGGCCCUUCAUCCGCCCUGGUCUAGCUCUUAUGACUAGCGUCUUUAGUGAGGGCCAAGGGGCUGGCCCUCUGCCCAGGACAGCGGGCCACAGGAUCCCUCUAAGGGAUCACAGAGAGGAUGAGGAGGAGUCUGAAGGCACCAUAGGAGAGCAGUACCUGAAGGGGACCUACAUGCAGCUUGUCCAAGGGGUUCAGGAGUGGCAGGAUGGCUGUGUUUACAAAGGGGAGUUUGGACUCAACAUGAAGCUUGGCUACGGCGAGUUCUCUUGGCCCACAGGCGAGGCCUACCAUGGGCAGUUUUACCGGGACCAUUACCAUGGCGUGGGCACCUACACGUGGCCGGAUGGCUCCAGCUUCACAGGCACGUUUUAUCUCAGCCAACGAGAAGGCUAUGGCACCAUGUACACAAAAACAAAGUUAUUCCAGGGAUUGUACAAAGAGGACCAGAGGUUCGGGCCAGGCAUUGAGACCUACCCUGACGGCAGUCAGGAUGUUGGACUGUGGUUCCGUGAGUACCUCCUUAAGCUGUGCACAAGGGUUCCCAGCAGUUUCUCCUUGAUAAACUUCCCUGAAUUCUUGGCCUUCCUCACAAGCUCAAGAAAGAAAAUCAACCUCUCAGAUGACGAGAAGGCCGAGUCUGGGCUUUCUGAGGAGCAGGACCCCUUCUUCUAUGACUACAAACAGUAUCUCCUGAAUGAUGACCUCAAGCUGCCUCCAGAGAUGCACGUCUAUUCGACCGACAACAGUCACCUGCCCAUGACCGACUCCCUGCGCAAAGAGCUAGAUGACCGCAUCUUCAUGAACGAGAUCCCUCCGUUCAUUGAGGACGAAGAACCCUGGCUUAUAACAAAUGAGACUCCUUUGUUGGUCAAAAUCCAGAAGCAAACUUACAAGUUCAGGAACAAGGAUGCUCAUACGAGCUGGAACAUACCUGCCAUCCUGGAGGGUAACCGCAGCAGGUUUGGGCCCAGUGGCCCCAAGGAGCAGAUUUCCAAGAAGAUGAUCCUGAAGGCUGAGGAAGGGGACUAUAACUGGAUUUUUGGAAUCUUGAGGGACAACCUUGCCUGUGCUGACGUGGCUGACUCUAAGGGCUACACUGUGCUCGCUGCUGCGGCUAUGCAUUCUCACCUGGACAUUGUGAACCUUCUCCUGGAUUACGGAGCUGACGUGAACAAGUGCACGGAUGAGGGCAUCACACCCCUCAGCAUGUGUUUCCUCCAGUAUUACCCCAGCAAAUCCUUCCACCCCAACAUUGCUGAGAGGACCCUGCUUCAGGAAUCUCCUAAAUCCUUGGUCACCCCCAAGAUUUCAUUCUUGUUUGCGGAUCCAAACAUAGACUAUCUCUGCGAUGCGGGCAUGCCCAUAAUGGGUGGAGAGGAGUUAAAGACCCCUCUGCAGCCCUCAAGCAGCCCAGAAGAGUCCCUGAACUCCAUACCGUUCCCGGAGAUCAGCAACGUGUUUCACAAGCAAGAUGUCUCCCCUGCGAAGACUGUCAGCCCUGAUGCGGAGAAUGAGCUGGAGGAGGAAGAGGCAGAAAAUGUGGACGCUAGCACCUUGUACAGCAUUGACACAAACUUCGAGUCUACCAAGUGUCUGCGAAACUACACCAUCAAUGUCUCGAGGGACAUCCUGGAGAAGAGUGCCCAGGCCUACAGUUCGCUGGUACAGAUCCCCUGCUUCCCAUACAAAGGGACCCCCUGCUUCCCGUACAAAGGGACCGUGAGGAAAAUGGCACAGACCAUGGUUGAACGCAGAAACCGUUGGAUGACCAUCACGUUGCUGCUACGUAGGGGUGCUGACCCUAACCUAUGUCAAGUGCCCAUGCAGGCUCUGUUUCUCGCCGUGAAGGCUGGGGAUGUGGAAGGGGUGAGGCUGCUACUGAUGAGCGGGGCCCAGACGGACAUUCAGUAUCCUCCACAGCUGCAGUCCCUGACCCCGCUCCACAUCGCAGUCUCACUUCCUGGGGAAGAGGGCGUGAAGAUCACCGAGCUGCUGCUCCACGCAGUCACUAACGUGGAUGCCAAGGCAGCGGACCAAGACUGCGCAUACAAAGGUGGCAAGACUGAUCUCCUGCCCUCGAGCCUGAAGCUCAAUAACGAGCCGGGCCCACCCAAGAGCUACUACUCUACGCACACCUUCAUCCCAGAGGAGGGUGGGCGCACAGCUCUGCACGUGGCCUGUGAGAGAGAGGACAAUAAGAAGUGUGCCAGGGACAUAGUGCGGCUCCUUCUGUCCCACAGAGCGAAUCCAAACAUGCUGUGGAGCGGCCACUCCCCGCUCUCCCUGGCCAUUGCCAGUGGGAAUGACCUGGUUGUGAAGGAGCUCCUGUCUCAGGGAGCUGACCCCAACUUGCCUCUGACCAAAGGCUUGGGCACUGCCCUGUGUGUUGUGUGUGACCUGGUCUAUGAGCAACAGAGGAGCAUCGACAACAAGAUUGCCCUGAUUGACCGGCUCAUCAGCUACGGGGCGGAUGUCCUGAACCCUGUGACGCUUGUGCAAGGUGAAAAGACAGCGGUAGGCACAGCAGUCGAUUACGGCUACUUCAAGUUCUACCAGGACCGGAAGAUUGCCCACUGUCCCUUUCACGCUCUGAUGCCAGCAGAGCGGGAGGUAUUCAUGGCCCGGAAAAGGCUGUUGGAGUACUUGGGCUUGCAACUGCGGCUUGCUGUCCUCAACAAGGAAAGCCAACUGGACACAAAGGCGCUGUACCUGAGCAAGAGAGCAGAGCUGGCUCCCUGCCACAGGCUGAAGAAGAGAGGUUCCACCUCGGCUAAGAUCAUGCCCGUGGAGAAGCAAUCCAUUCCCUUUUACAAGUUUUGCUACCAGUGUGGCCGCUCCAUUGGGGUCCGCCUCUCACCCUGUCCCCGCUGCUAUGGAAUCUUGACCUGUAGCAAGUACUGCAAGACCAAGGCCUGGAUUGAGUUCCAUAAAAAGGACUGCAAUGACAUCAUGGCCAUAAGGAGGACUCUCCAGUUCCAAAUGUCUCAGGUGUUCAUGAGAGUCCAGCCUGAAAAGUAUGAGGAGCAGAAGAACCAGGUGUCUAUGAGUGACCAGCUCAAAAAGAAUGUGGAACAGAAUAACCAGGUGUUUAUGAGUGACCAGCUCAAAAAGAAUAUGGAGCAGGAUAACCAGGUGUUUAUGAGUGACCAGCUCAAAAAGAAUAUGGAGCAGAAUAACCAGGUGUCUAUGAGUGACCAGCUCAAAAAGAAUAUGGAGCAGAAUAACCAGGUGUCUAAGAGUGACCAGCUCAAAAAGAAUGUGGAGCAGAAGAACCAGGUGUCUAUGAGUGUCCAGCUCAAAAAGAAUGUGGAGCAGAAGAACCAGGUGUCUAUGACUGACCAGCUCAAAAAGAAUAUGGAACAGAAGAACCAGGUGUCUAUGAGUGACCAGCUCAAAAACAACCCAGAGCAGGAGUCCAGGAGGAGAGCUUGCUGGACUGCCUGACAUGGUGCUCCACCUACAGUCACCAGUGAGCACCAACAUGCCCACCUCUCCCCACAGGGAGGCUAUACUGAGCCUCUAUCUCAUGCCAUAGCUAUCUCUUCUGGCCAUUCAAGGAGGAAGGACUCUCCCAGGAAAACACUGGGCUACCUGGCACCAGGGCUUCCCAGAACUUAUAAGAAGGCAGAGAGUGAGGACACAGCUGCUACCCUGGGCCUGGGCACUGCAAGUAUCCUUGGGUGGGAAUCUAAUGCCCAGCCAGAGCUGUGCCCUUUGGAAGAGCCUCCCUUCUGGGAGCUGUGGCCCAGUAGCCUAUGGGGUGGGGCCUGAUUCCCUGUGCCUAUACAGGCUCCACUGAAUGGCAACACUGUAAAACGUACUUGGGCAGCAGUGUGGGCCCCCAUUCUUGUUAAAGCACACAUGACACAUGGCCGAGCAGGGCUUCUUUGAGUCUGGGCUACUGAGUGAGCUUCCUAGCAGUGGAGGUAGGCACUGUGUAUACAGGGACAGGCCAGCUCCUUGGGGGUGAGGGUGAACUAGCCCUGAGUAUCUUAAGUUACUUAGAAUGUUUCUGCAGAUGUAGGAGAGCUUGGGACAGAUUGGUGUAUCAGGACAUCCCUGUUCCUUACAUGGCUCUCUUGGGUACCUCUGAGACACCCUGGCAGGAAUGAGAACUUUUUUUAUGGCUAAGACAAUGGCAUGUACACUGAGGUGAGUUAAAGAGGUGGAAGACUGGUGGAGCCCACACAGGCUGUCUGGCUCUGGUAUCCUGGCCCCCUCCUCCCAUGAACUUUGGCAUGUCCAGUUGGCACAAACAGGUAUCUUCCCAGAUGUUCAAUGGUUGCCACCACAUGGAAACCUCAGGACUUUGCUACAGGGGCACCCCAUCUUCAACCCCCUUCCAACAUGCUCUGGAUCUGUGUGCAUAUCUGUUGCACCCCUCCCCCUAUCUCAGCUCCCUCCCUCUUGCCUGAGCUCGGUGGCAGAGCUUACACCUGGGACUGAAGCCGGCCACCUGUGGGGCCCACAACACUGAAGCCCAUCCUGGAACCAAGAGACGGACUUACAGCUAGCUCCUGACACAUCUCCUGUUUGCUGACAUGCUGAAUGUAAACAGAACUGACUGCCUGAGAAAGGAAUCUGCAGAGAACCUGGUGUCUCCACGUCUGCUGUUGUAUUUACGUUAUGCAUAUAUUAUGUCUAGAUAUUGUGGUUUCACUUUUGUGCCUGCAUAUAUAAGCUUGAAAUACCCUCAAGUAAAUGGGAUGCCUUGACUGGGACUCAA